Molecule: messenger RNA, 2855 nt
Organism: Felis catus (domestic cat)
Lineage: Eukaryota; Metazoa; Chordata; Mammalia; Carnivora; Felidae
Gene: DTNB
Product: dystrobrevin beta
Exons: 22
Coding region: 2-2125 (707 amino acids)
Biological process (GO): synaptic signaling
Cellular component (GO): synapse; plasma membrane
Molecular function (GO): zinc ion binding
Source: RefSeq, a predicted model, not a curated record
GAUGAUUGAGGAAAGUGGGAACAAGCGGAAGACCAUGGCAGAGAAGAGGCAGCUGUUCAUAGAAAUGCGUGCUCAGAAUUUUGAUGUCAUACGACUAUCAACUUAUAGAACAGCUUGCAAAUUACGAUUUGUACAAAAGCGAUGCAACCUCCAUCUUGUUGAUAUCUGGAACAUGAUUGAAGCCUUCCGAGACAAUGGCCUUAAUACACUGGACCAUACCACUGAGAUCAGCGUGUCCCGCCUCGAAACUGUCAUCUCCUCUGUCUACUACCAGCUGAACAAGCGCCUUCCUUCUACUCACCAAAUCAGUGUGGAGCAGUCGAUCAGCCUCCUCCUCAACUUUAUGAUUGCUGCAUAUGACAGUGAGGGCCGAGGCAAGUUGACCGUAUUUUCAGUUAAAGCUAUGUUAGCAACGAUGUGUGGUGGAAAAAUGCUGGACAAAUUGAGAUAUGUUUUCUCCCAGAUGUCAGAUUCCAAUGGCUUAAUGAUAUUUAGCAAGUUUGACCAGUUUCUGAAGGAAGUUCUGAAGCUCCCAACAGCUGUCUUUGAAGGGCCAUCUUUUGGUUACACAGAGCACUCAGUCCGCACCUGUUUUCCACAGCAGAAAAAGAUCAUGCUAAAUAUGUUUUUAGACACAAUGAUGGCCGAUCCUCCCCCCCAGUGCCUUGUCUGGCUACCUCUCAUGCAUAGGCUUGCCCAUGUUGAGAAUGUCUUCCACCCCGUGGAGUGCUCCUAUUGCCGGUGUGAGAGUAUGAUGGGCUUCCGGUACCGAUGCCAGCAGUGCCACAACUACCAGCUCUGCCAAAACUGCUUUUGGCGUGGCCACGCCAGCGGCCCUCACAGCAACCAACACCAGAUGAAGGAGCACUCCUCCUGGAAAUCCCCUGCAAAGAAGCUGAGCCAUGCAAUUAGUAAAUCUUUGGGGUGUGUACCCACCAGAGAACCCCCACAUCCUGUUUUUCCUGAGCAACCAGAGAAACCACUUGACCUUGCAAAUAUAGUUCCUCCUCGUCCUCUGGCCAACAUGAACGACACCAUGGUGAGCCACCUGUCCUCUGGGGUGCCCACCCCCACCAAGAGGGUUCAGAAUGUGAAUGGUGGUAUUAGUCUCUGGACUAAGACUGAGAACAACAGAAAUAUUGGCAAAACGAAGAAAGGAGGCAAACUGAAAUUGGUCAAGCCAGAAAUUAUCCAUUUGUGGACUCAGGCUAUUGGUGCUCUUCCCUCCUGUGAAAUGAGAACUGUUAACAUCAAGAGAGCAGCAGCCGUGUCUGGAUCCUGCUUACUGUGGUUACAGUAUAGCCAGGAUAUACCCAGUCACUUGGCCGAUGAGCAUGCGCUGAUAGCCUCCUAUGUGGCCCGUCUGCAACACUGUGCACGUGUCCUGGACAGUCCUAGCCGACUGGAUGAGGAACACCGGCUUAUAGCUCGCUAUGCUGCCCGGCUGGCUGCAGAAGCAGGAAACGUGACUCAAGUUAUGGCUUUGGAGGAGGAGGAGGAGAAAGAGGAGACCCGUCCUCCUACUGACUUGAGCUUUAACUUUGAUGCCAACAAACAACAAAGACAGCUUAUUGCAGAACUGGAAAACAAAAACAGGGAGAUCCUGCAAGAGAUUCAGCGUCUCCGUCUGGAGCAUGAGCAGGCUUCCCAGCCCACCCCCGAGAAGGCCCAGCAGAACCCCACGUUGCUGGCUGAGCUGCGGCUGCUGAGGCAAAGGAAAGAUGAACUGGAGCAGAGAAUGUCGGCGCUGCAGGAGAGCAGGCGCGAGCUGAUGGUUCAGCUGGAGGGGCUGAUGAAGCUGCUGAAGGAGGAAGAGCAAAAGCAGGCAGCUCAGGCCACAGGAUCACCACAUACAUCCCCCACUCACGGAGGCGGCCGCCCGAUGCCCAUGCCUGUCCGCUCAACGUCUGCUGGCUCCACCCCCACCCACUGUCCGCAAGACCCACUGAGCGGAGUCGGGGGAGACAUGCAGGAGGCCUUUGCACAAGGUACGAGGAGAAACCUCCGCAGUGACCUGCUGGUGGCCGCUGAUUCCAUCACCAACACCAUGUCAUCCCUGGUGAAGGAGCUCCACUCAGGAACACACUGGACGUCUUGGCCCAGGGAGCCUCUCUGCCACACGUGAUCACACAGAGACGCUGACACGUUAUGUUUCUCUCAAGAAUGCUCCUUGCAGGACAGACCCAAUCCAGACUUUAAAGAAGUUCAGAGCCCCACGCACACACAGUUAGCCCCUUCCCUGCUUCAUUCGUCCUCCACCAGCUCUCCGUCCACAGCCUCUCUCCCCCCAGGGCUGCGCGACCGCCUCGUUCUGAGGCUUUCCUGGAAGACUGGAACUGAAUCAGCCACAAAAGCUUCUGGACUCUCUCCCAGUUGCCUUUCUGCUCUCUCCUAUUUGAUUUGGUUUUGAAACCCUAUUCUCUCCUUUUGUCCACGACUAGGCUCUGAUUUCAUGUGACGUUUGUGACCUGAGUCUGUUGCUCCUUCGCUCCUCUGUCCAGUCUUCCCUGUGGCUCCUUCCUCAGUCUCUCCAUCACUUAGCUAUUUCACUGAUUUUCCAGACACCCUUACCUCAUUGUUCUCUUACAUAAAACCCAUGAGAGAGAGAAAUAAUAAAAGGCCAUUCCCCUAUCGUCAUAUUUUCAAGACUCCCCAUGACUCUCUUCAUUUUAUAACUGCCAGGUAUUUACUAAUCGGUGUAGAGUAAUCAGAUUCCCAUGUUCCGUAUUAAACACAUAGGUUCCCUUCCUGAGCACUACAUAUGGCCCUCCUUUGUUCUUUUCACCUAAUAUAAUGCUUUUGAAUAUGUUGAAGUCGCUUAACAAGGUUAUUAAAUAAAAAUAUAAAGCAGUGUU